Molecule: messenger RNA, 1272 nt
Organism: Histoplasma capsulatum G186AR
Lineage: Eukaryota; Fungi; Ascomycota; Eurotiomycetes; Onygenales; Ajellomycetaceae
Exons: 2
Coding region: 1-1272 (423 amino acids)
Source: RefSeq, a predicted model, not a curated record
AUGUCACCGUCUUCUCCUAUGUCGCCGUCUCGAAGGCACGGAAACCCGUCCCACCUAGACCUUUCUUCUGUGUAUUCCAAACCUCUGGCACCAAAUGGUUUCGGCCACAGUCCUCUACAGUCACCACUGACCCCGAGAUACUCCGUUCCUUUAUCGCCCAUGAGCCCUCAUCGACGUAGCUCAGAGGUGAUGGAUAAAUCUGCGAGGUUUUCUGCGGAGUUUACUAUCCAGGGUGACUCAGGAGGAGGUGGACUGGGGAACUUGGCAGACGAACUAGCAGAUGCAUGGGACGAGGACGGAGAAGGUGAAGAAGGCGAAGAAGACUUAUCUGGAUUCCAGGAACACGAUCAUGUCCAAAUACCUGACGAGGAGGAUGCAUCGUCCCGGUCGCGGGAUACCUCCGAGAGCGAUUCAGACGCUGAACCCUUGCGGGACGGAGAGUCGAAUCGAAGUAGUUUACAAAUUCCGAAGCAGAGAUCGAAAACAGGGCAAUAUCAGAAACACCAUCGGCAUGAACCUUCGUAUGAUGGCUCGGAUUACGGGAAUGACUCGGAUUUUGAGGAACCUGGCGACCUUACGCCAGGACUAGAGAAGCAGAUGGCGGGGAUCGAAAAUCUUGUUCGAUGGAGCAUGGGAGACAAUCUACCCUCCGGAAAAAUUGUCGACCGAGUUGUCGAAAGCUUGCGGGAUCUAGGAGGUCAGAGUGGGAUUGAAAAUAGCGCUACUAGACUGAUUACUGCACACGCAUCUCUUGCCUCGCAUCUAACGUCCCAGAUACGUGCGUUACAAACCCUCACUCAUCCACUUCUCUUCUCGCGUUUUCCUACCUUAUCCUCCGAAGCAAUUGAGGACCUCGUCCCUCUAAUUGACGACAUCCUACCAAAUCUCCCUUUUCCUGUGUCCCAAUCUCCCCAUCCCCCAGAGCCCCAAACUUCCCAUGACGAUGCCCUCCACUCUCUUCGAGCCCUCCUCUCCCAAACAUCUGACCUCACCCACGCCCUUCGUGCUCUCAAUGAUACCAUUCACGAAUCCCGCCAGCUUACCUCAGCGGCAGCACGACGGCUGAAGUCCGUACGUGAACUGGUUGCAGAGAUGCGUCGGGAAGAAGAGCGGCGAGAGGAGGGGACAAGGUGGAUUGAAAAAGGAGAGUGGGACCGGCGAUUACAACAACGAGAAGCCGGAAGGGUAUGCGGGGAUGUGGUGAGUGGGUUUGAAGCUGUUUGUGGAGAAUGGAGGGCUCGACUCUUUGGGCCCGAAGUUGCCGCUGCAUAA